AUGCAGCCCUUCCAAGAGAAACGCGACAGGCUCAGCACCCUCAAGGGUCCAGAGUACUUUCCACUCCUAGCCGAAAUCCGCCAGGACGACAAAUGGUACAAGAAACUGCGGGAGGUAGUGGCCAGCAACCUUAGCGACCGCGACAGCGACAGCAAACUCGCCCGCAUCUGCACGGUCCCGGCGGAACGUCUCAACCCCCUGAAGCACAUCCUUGACCCGGCGGUGCUAUCCAGCGUGGUCCCCUACGAAUACGGCGGCCGGGCCGUGGAUGUCGAGAUCGCGGGCUGGGCGGUCUUCGAGGCGACGGGGCUCGCCAUCUCGGGCCGCGUGUACGGGAUCCCCGGCGUCUGGGGCAUCGACCAGGACUUCCUGCCCGACGGGCGCCGGUGCUGGACCGUGAUGGUGUUCCAGGGUACCGAGCUGGACCUGGAGCAAUUCCCAGAAGUACUGCGCGACGCAGAUUGGUUUAUCAUCCCUACAGGUGAGUCGACUCCCGUGACUGGCAAAGGGGGUGGAAAUGUGGGAGCGGACGCUGACAGUAAUCAGACCACUGACGAUCAAACUCCCCUUCCCAAGGAGACUCCUGAUGAUACCAGGGCAGAGAGUACUCUGGUGCUCAGGCCGGGCAAAAAAUCUCUGCCGAUCCGUACGAAAACCCCACCCAUAUAG
Molecule: messenger RNA, 669 nt
Organism: Aspergillus brunneoviolaceus CBS 621.78
Lineage: Eukaryota; Fungi; Ascomycota; Eurotiomycetes; Eurotiales; Aspergillaceae
Exons: 1
Coding region: 1-669 (222 amino acids)
Source: RefSeq, a predicted model, not a curated record